UUUUUUGACAGCACAGAAAUGUGUAGUAGUCUUUCUGAGGGUGUGUUCUCAUUGUAUACGGCUUUUAUUAAAUGUUUGUGUAGUUAUGUCUCACUCAGAUGUUAUUGCUGCCAGAUUCCUGACCUUUGACCAAAUGUACAGCUAUGAGAGGCGCUUACAGACGUUUGCAGAUUGGCCUUUCCGUGAGGACUGUCAGUGCACACCCGAGCUGAUGGCCAAGGCAGGUUUUGUGCACUGUCCUAGUGAGAAUGAGCCUGAUGUGGCCUGCUGUUUCUACUGCCUCAAAGAGUUGGAAGGCUGGGAGCCAGAAGAUAUUCCCUGGUCUGAACAUGCUAAACGUUCUCCAGACUGUGGAUUCCUACAGAUGAAAUCUUUUGACGAGCUCACUGCCAUUGAAUUUUUCCGUCUCGAGCAUGGGAGGAUUCGCAAUUACAUAAGGAAAAUGGCACACAUGAAGAUUGCGUACUUCCGUGAUGAAGUGGAAAACACAAGCAAAAAUUUAAGAAUUCUUUUUGAUAUCUUGUAGUUUAUAUCAAUUCUUAUUUUAUCUGUAACCUUUUGCCUAUCAAUAAAUAAUGUUCUGUCUUUUCAA
Messenger RNA from Pangasianodon hypophthalmus (striped catfish), 592 nucleotides. RefSeq names its product baculoviral IAP repeat containing 5b (gene birc5b). The coding region runs from base 86 to 526 and encodes 146 amino acids. NCBI's taxonomy places the organism in Eukaryota, Metazoa, Chordata, Actinopteri, Siluriformes, Pangasiidae. The transcript is spliced from 4 exons. The record is from RefSeq and is a predicted model, not a curated record.